CUGAUUAGUGAUCCUUCCGAGAACGGCAUGUUGUUAUGGUUGUCGUCAUCGUCGCUCGUGAUGUUACAAAGCAGGAGAUUGAAUAUAUCUGCUGGCCGCCACGUAGGGUAUAAGUUGCGGAGUGGACACCACUGAUUGAAGAGGCCACCACAGAAGUCAAACUCAUCACUAAGCAAGCAUUCAUGGCUGGAAUUACCCCCCUUGUUUUCGUGACCGGUGCGACCGGCUUCAUUGGUUCUCAUGUCGUUACUACGACCCUCCGAGCUGGCUACCGGGUUCGUCUGAGUAUCCGCAAAGCCGAGCAAGAAGCCACCCUGAGGGAGCUCUUCCCUGGAUACGACUAUAAGAUCGAAACAUGCAUCGUUCCCGACAUCUCUCAGCAGGAGUCUUUCAAGGAAGCACUCCAAGGAGUCGAUUAUGUCUUCCACCUUGCCUCUCCGACACCCGGAAAAGGAGACGACUUCAAGCAAGACUAUGUUGAUCCCGCCGUCAAAGGCACAGAAGCAAUUCUUUAUGCUGUUUUGGAGUUCCCGCAGAUUAAGAAAGUCACCGUCGUGUCAUCAGUUCUGGCCUUGGCCCCUGUGGGUUUUUUGAUCGCGAAAGAUCUUGUACUAGCUGAUAACACCGGUGAAGUCAUCCCAGUUGACAUCUCAAUGCAAUUCCCCGAGGGAUUCGCCGGCCAUGCAUUAAAAUACGCUGCCUCCAAAGUUCUGGCCCACCAAGCGACUCGCUCGUUCUUGAAGGACAACCAGCCUCACUACACCCUGAUCAAUUUCCACCCGACGUUUGUUCUAGGGCACAGUUUGAUUCAGAAAACCGCCGAGCAGAUAAGCGGGAUGAAUGCUCUCUUCUGGCUGUCGGUCAAGUCCGGAAAGACUCGAAUUUCGAACGCGUGGGUACACGUUUCCGAUGUCGCGGACGCACAUGUCAAAGCCCUGGGGACCGAUAUCAAGAGCGGAACGGAGUUUAUCCUGUCGAGACCGUCCGUUUCGUGGGACCAUGUUGCGGAUUUCAUCAAGACCAAAUAUCCUGCCGCUGACUGCAAGCUGGAGCCGCCUUUUGAGGGGAAUUGGAAGCUUGACACCACUGCCGCUGAUACCAUUUUGAAGAUGCACUGGCGAUCAGAGGAGACGAUCAUUGAGGAUGUAGUUGAGCAGCAGUUGGACUUGAUUGCGAAUGUUCCUAAUUAGUGAGACAUGUCGAAAUUGUUUUGUUCAUGAAGUCAUGCGGGGCGUUGUUUCCACAUUUGAGAUAUGAAGCCAUGUAAUCAAUUCUAG
Aspergillus sclerotioniger CBS 115572 is the source of this 1277-nucleotide messenger RNA. Its product is annotated as NAD(P)-binding protein. Gene Ontology annotation, molecular function: oxidoreductase activity, acting on the CH-OH group of donors, NAD or NADP as acceptor. Lineage: Eukaryota; Fungi; Ascomycota; Eurotiomycetes; Eurotiales; Aspergillaceae. The coding region runs from base 183 to 1190 and encodes 335 amino acids. The transcript is spliced from 2 exons. The record is from RefSeq and is a predicted model, not a curated record.